This is a messenger RNA of Neoarthrinium moseri, 1326 nucleotides long. RefSeq lists its product as uncharacterized. The record is from RefSeq and is a predicted model, not a curated record. The coding region runs from base 1 to 1326 and encodes 441 amino acids. Gene Ontology annotation, cellular component: TRAPP complex; Golgi apparatus. NCBI's taxonomy places the organism in Eukaryota, Fungi, Ascomycota, Sordariomycetes, Amphisphaeriales, Apiosporaceae. The transcript is spliced from 4 exons.
AUGGAUACUCGGGGCCACACGAGGAACAGGUCAGGAGUGAGGCCUACCCGCCCUCGAUCCUCUACCAAAGGCCCUCUGGAUGCAGAUGAGGGUCCUCUGUCGUCGCCUCUGUCUCCUCAGGCUGCCCGCUUCAUUGCGUCACAACAGGCCAGUCCGCGGACAAGUGCGUCGCUGACCCGCUCACCGGCACAAUCACCGGCGCCAUCCGCGCCGUCUGUUUCCUCGAGGGACUUCUCUCAUCUUCUGAGACCAGAGAUCUUUCACCAGCUGACUCCUAUAUCUCUCCCUGCGCCUUUCCGGAAUCCCAGUAAACAGCCUUCCCCGGACACUCCCAUACCCGAGCUUCUUGCUCAGGGCCAGUUCCGCGCAGCCGCUAUCGCCUCUGUCCAGGCACUUACGAGCAGCCCCGUGGCCGCCACCACCGCAGCUGCUCAUCCACCUGUCGAUCCGCAUGAUCAUGCCCGGAUAUUUUCACUUCUGUACACCCGCCUGUCUUGCCUUUGUCUGAUUGAUGCGGUACCGCUGGCCGCACAGGAGGCCAAGGCGCUGCAGGAUUUGAACCAAGGGUUCUACCUGGAUCCCAUCGAUGGAUCCCAUCUCAUGCCUUGGGAGCUACGUGUGCUCGCGAUACGGCUACAGACCCUAGGUUUCGGGGAUCCCCGACGGGCAGUCAUGAGCUACUAUGAUUUGGCGAGAGAAGCACGCUUCGAAAUCGGCAAGGCUGGAAAGGUCCACGACAACUCCGCCAAAGAGCUCUGGAAGCACCGUCUUGCAGAAUUGGGCGUCAAAGUUGCCGGCGCUCUUGUUGAGAUGGAGGACUUGGCUGGCGCAGCGAAUCACCUGGCGAGCCUGAAGGACCAGUCGGGGGAUGGCCGCCUGGCCAUGUCACGCGCUCUGCUGUGGCUCCACCUCGGUGAUGUAGAUGCGGCUAGAUGGAGCGUGCGAGAGGGCAAGGCUGACCAAAUGGGGGAGAGGGUCGUGUCGGCGCUUGCGGAUAUGGCAGAUGGGUCCUACGAGAGCGCCUUGGAGAAAUGGACGGCCAUGAAGGACGAGAUGGACGAGAAUGCUGCCGACGAUGAGAUGGUCGGCGUCAACCUUGCUGUCUGCCUUCUGUACUUGGGGAGGAUGGAAGAGGGGCGGGCUAUUUUGGAGAGUUUAGUCAACAGCGGCCUUGCAUCUCACACGCUACUGUUCAACUUGAGCACAAUGUAUGAGUUAUGCACUGAUCGAUCAAAGCAGCUGAAGCUGUCCCUCGCCGAGCGCAUCGCUGACAGGGAGGCUUCGUCUCAUGGCUGGGAGAAGACGAAUGCCGACUUCAAACUAUGA